Molecule: messenger RNA, 944 nt
Organism: Drosophila ficusphila
Lineage: Eukaryota; Metazoa; Arthropoda; Insecta; Diptera; Drosophilidae
Exons: 1
Coding region: 68-847 (259 amino acids)
Source: RefSeq, a predicted model, not a curated record
UUGCCCUAUACUCCCAGUUUCAAAAUUAUUUUUCAACAACUGUUUCAGCCUCUCCUAAAACCAAAUUAUGGCCAACACCAACUGGUGUAAGUGGUCCGUAAGAGAUUACAGGAACGAGCCUCCGAUGAGGGCGAAGUUGAUUCCGGGAUUUGAUCGGUUGGAUGACAGGUUGAGGGCCGUGCUUCGGGAGCAGGAUGCCCAAAGGGACUUUCUGAAGCGAAAACAGGCGGGCGGUGGCCAAAAGAAGGGAAGGCCUAAGAAGCUCAAGAGGGCCAAGGAUCAGGCACCCAGGGUUUGUGAGUUCCAAAAAGUUUAUACUGACAAGCGAAAGGAACUCAAGCGUUUGGCCAAAAACGAAAGGAUGCAACACCAAUUCCGGAGCAGCCCAAUGCCUGAUUUCCAGCGAUCCCAUCAGCGUUUGGAGAGGCGCAGGGUACAACUGAACUCUCUGCAAAAGGUGACAAAACCCCGGUGUCCUGGCACCCUGGCUACGUCCAUGGAGGCGCUCCACAGACGCGAAAAGGAGCAAAAGCAGCGCAAGAAACUGAACAACUUCAGUCCCAGGAUCAACCCAGCAUCAUCCAUGGACUAUCUGCACCGCCUUCCCUUCGUGCCGCAGAUCGAAUCUUCGUACACCCGUCCGAAACCUUUUCAUCUCCUUACUUCCGAACGAGCUCUAUACCGUCGAUUGUAUGACGAGCGGAAAAGGACUCGGAUGGAUCAGCAGAUGAGACAGAAGUACUUCGACUGGUUCAAGCGGGAAAGAACCGAGUUCCUCAAGCUGCGCCGGAUGACAAAUUUUAAAGCUACACCGAUCUUAUGGCGGCGGAAAGGUUCAGCUCCUUAGUUGGAUCCCAAGGAUACAAAAUAUCCAUACUGGAAGAUAUUCUUAAAAUUUGGGAGACAGUGUACAUAAUAUAUAACUAAUUGGACUAUUCGGUAAA